Messenger RNA from Cryptosporidium ubiquitum, 909 nucleotides. Its product is annotated as RING finger containing protein. The transcript has a single exon. The record is from RefSeq and is a predicted model, not a curated record. The coding region runs from base 1 to 909 and encodes 302 amino acids. NCBI's taxonomy places the organism in Eukaryota, Apicomplexa, Conoidasida, Eucoccidiorida, Cryptosporidiidae.
AUGGAUCUAAAUCCUAGUCUUGCAAAUGAGGAUUUCUAUGAGAAAUAUCCAACUUACAGUUCAUUAGUGAGUUCCAUAGAGAUUCCAAAAGGUCUGAAAGCGUUUGAAGUAGUUUGCCCCAAGAGAAAGUUCACAAGAGAAGGGGAAGCCACUAAAAAUAAUUAUGAAUUAAGUGAAAGCAUUUUAUCAACAGUAACUACAUUGGGAGAAAAUGACUUAUACUCUGAUUUUAACUGUUUGAUAUGUUUUAGUAUUCUUCAGCGAACAAUGGUUGUCAAGGACUGUUUGCAUAGAUUUUGUGGAGAGUGCAUUGAAAAAUGUGUUAGAAUUGGAUUAAGAGAAUGCCCUCAAUGCAGGUUACACAUUGCAUCCAGAAGAUCUCUAAGGAACGACUCUAUUAUGGACACACUAACUUUCAGGUUGUUUCCUGAGGCUAAUGAAUUUGAAAAAAAACACCAAGAAAUACUUAUUUCAAAUAAUAUUAAGCAAUUUAAAAAUAUAUUGGAUUAUCAGAAAGAACCUGUUGAUUCAAAAUCCGAAGAUCAAGAGCCAAUCACCGAUUCAGAUUCUAAAGAUUUUGAAAUUAUUGGUGUUUUGCUUAAACCAAUAGAAGGGAAUGCUGAACAAUUUAGGCUUAAAAGUAAUAUAUUAACAUUUAAUUUGAGACUUCCAAUACAUGUAAAGGUAAACUACCUGAAGUUGUUUUUACUUGGAAAACUAAGAAAAGAAAGGCCUAACUCAAAACUGGAAGUCCAGUUUCAAAGUGUUGAGAAUUACAAGAAUCCAGAAGAAAUUCUUAAUUUAUUUGAGAAAGAUACGAGUAUAGGAGAAUUGGCAAAAAAAGACCAAGGUAAGCAGGAAUACAAAGAUAUAAUAAGCAUUUUGUUUAAGAUUAUACGUACUGAUUGA